AGGAGGACAGGCAAUCGAAUCUAAAGGCGCUCAGCCAGCGACGGACACGGACGAGGAAGGUGCAGGUGAUGUCGUGGAGUGUGGGUUUAGGCGGCAGGAUGACAAUUGCCAAGCUCCUCCUUCCCUUCCUCAUUCUCCACUCUUUCUGUGAAGGCUCCAACCAGCCUCCACGCUUCCUGAACUACUUCUUCUCCACAUACCUUCUCAUCUAUGAAGAUAUGCCAGUCGGUUCUUCUGUGGCCCAACUGAAGGCUACUGAUCCUGAGGGGGAACCUCUCAUGUACGGUGUUUCAGGAGAAGAGGCCAUGAGGUAUUUUUCUGUGAACAAAGACACAGGCGUGGUCUGGCUCCGACAGCAGCUGGACCGUGAGACCAAGUCAGAGAUGCAGGUCGAAUUCUACGUGAGUGACAUUCAAGAGGUGGUCAAAGACACGGUAAACAUCCAGAUUGGAGACGUGAACGACAAUGCGCCAGUCUUCCACGGGCAGCCUUACACCGUCCACAUCCCAGAGAACACACUGGUGGGCAGAUCAGUGUUCAUGGUGAACGCCACAGAUCCAGACCAGGGCACUGGAGGAAGCGUUCUCUUCUCCUUCCAGCCUCCCUCGCCCUUCUUUUCCAUCGACGGGGCCAGAGGCAGCGUCACCGUCAUCAAGCCACUGGACUACGAGACCACUUCAGCGUACCAGCUCACUGUCAACGCCACGGAUCAAGACAAAGUGAGACCCCUGUCCCGGCUCGCCAACUUAGCUAUUACCAUCACUGAUGUCCAGGACAUGGACCCGAUUUUCACCAAUCUGCCCUACAGUACCAACAUAGAGGAGGACGUUCCCCUGGGAUACGAGGUGAGGAAGAUAACAGCCAUUGACCAGGAUCUCGGCCGACCGAGAGGCAUCGGCUACACCAUCAUCUCAGGGAACACCAACAGUGUUUUUGCCCUGGACUACAUCAGCGGGUCUCUGACAGUGAAUGGCCAGCUGGACAGGGAAAACCCGCUCUACUCAGCAGGAUUCUCUCUCACUGUCAAGGCCACAGAGUUGAAAGAUGAUCGCAGUCCAUCAGAAGCCACAGUGAAGACCACCUUUACCAUCCUGCUAAUUGACAAGAAUGACAACGCCCCGACGUUCAACAGCUCAGAGUAUCGGGUCGUCAUCACUGAGCUGGCCCAGGUGGGCUUUGCCCUUCCCCUCUUCAUCCAGGCCGAAGACAAGGACGAGGGGGUGAACAGCAUGUUCCAGGUGUUUCUGAGAGGAAACAAUUCCGACUACUUUACCAUCUCCCCCACGGCAGUACAGGGGCGUGCCGACAUCAGAGUGCGGGUGGCCAUGCCCCUGGACUUCGAAAACAUUCGCAGCUACAGCUUCUCGCUUUAUGCCAAUGAGUCCAUGUCCGACCAUGUGGGUUUUGCUCGUGUCUUCAUUGAGCUGAUCAAUGAGAAUGAUAACCGACCCAUCUUCAGCAAACCGCUGUACAACAUCAGCCUUCCUGAAAACACCCCUCCUGGUACCUCACUGCUUCGCAUCCUGGCUACAGACCGAGAUUCAGGCAUAUUUGGGAUUGUGCGUUACUACUUCAGUGACGAGCCAGACCAGUUUUCAUUGGAUGAUGAGACGGGCUGGGUCAUUCUGAGGGACAGUCUGGAUUAUGAGUUGAUGCGGCGCUUCACGCUGACCGUGCUGGCGAGGGACGGCGGCGGGGAGGAGACAACGGGGAGAGUCCGUGUCAACGUGUUAGAUGUCAACGACAAUGCGCCGCUCUUCCAGAAGGAGGCGUACGUGGGCUCGCUGAGAGAGAACGAACAGGCCGUCCAGGCGGUGGCCCGAGUCAGGGCUACAGAUGAGGAUUCUCCUCCCAACAACUUCCUGACAUACACCAUCACUUCAGCCUCAGCCUUCCCUAAUUACUUCAGCAUCCUCAUGGUGGAGGGCUACGCAGUGAUCAGUGUGACCAGACCUCUGGACUACGAGCAGGUUCCCAAUGGGAUGGUCUACUUGACAGUGAUGGCUAAAGGGGGGAACCCAGCCCUCAACAACACCGUCCCUGUCACAGUGGAGGUGAUAGAUGAAAAUGACAACCCACCGGAGUUCAGCAAGCAGUCCUAUAUCGUCAAAAUCCCAGAGAACAUUAUUGCCGGGGCGACUGUGCUGCUUGUGAAUGCUACUGAUUUGGACGCCUCUCGGGAAUAUGGCCAAGCCUCACUCAUCUACUCCCUGGAGGGCUCCUCUCAGUUCCGUCUCAACUCUCGCUCAGGAGAGAUCACCACAACGGCCCUGCUGGACCGAGAGCUGAAGUCAGAGUACAUCCUGAUAGUCAGAGCUGUGGAUGGAGGGGUGGGCCCUCAGCAAAAGACUGGCAUUGCCACGGUGAAUAUCACCAUCCUUGACAUCAAUGACAAUGCCCCUGUGUGGAGAGACGAGCCAUACCUCACCAACGUGGUGGAGAUGAGUCCAAUGAACACUGAUGUUAUCUCUGUGUUGGCAUUUGACCCAGACAAUGGGAAAAACGGGACAGUGAUGUACAGUAUCAGUCCAGAAAACCCCUUCUACACCAUCAGCAGCAGCACAGGGAAGAUCCGCACCAGUGGGGUAACUCUGGACAGGGAAAGCUCCAACCCCAGGGACACACUACUCAUGAGGACCAUUAUCAUCUCAGCUGUUGACAAUGGCACACCUCCACUGCAUGCUUCAGCGAGCACCACCGUGUUUGUCAACCUGCUGGAUCUCAAUGACAACGACCCAACCUUCCUCAACCUGCCCUUUGUGGCAGAAGUUCCAGAGGGACUGCCCAUUGGAUCCUCAGUUUUUAAGGUCCAGGUGGAGGACCCAGAUGAGGACAAGAACGGAUUGAUUACAAUGGCGUUACAGAUGGGGAUGCCUCGCCUCGACUUCUACCUGAACACCUCCACUGGCGUUCUCACCUCCAUGGCAGUCCUGGAUCGUGAGCAGAUUGGACAGUACCAUUUGAGAAUUAUUGCAUAUGAUGCAGGGAAGUUCCCUCGCACAUCCACUUCAACCCUCACUGUCACAGUUCUGGAUGUAAAUGAUGAGACGCCCACCUUCAACCCUGGCGUGUACAAUGUUUCCCUGAAGGAGAGUGUUCCUAGAGACCACAUUGUAGCGCGCCUCAGCUGCUCUGACAACGACGCUGGCCUCAACGCUGAACUUAGCUACUUCAUCACAGAUGGUAAUCAGGAUGGUAAAUUCAGCGUGGGCUUCAGAGACGGAAUUGUUCGGACUGUGGUCGGCCUAGACAGAGAGACCCAGGCAGCAUACGCGCUGAUCAUAGAAGCUAUAGACAACGGUCCAGCGGGCAGCCGGAGGACGGGCACAGCUACUGUAUUUGUUGAGGUGCAGGAUGUUAACGACAACAGGCCCAUCUUCCUACAAAACAGCUACGAGACCAGCAUACUGGAGAGCGUGCCCAAAGGAACCAGCAUCCUCCAGGUUCAAGCUACAGAUGCUGACCAGGGGGAGAACGGCCGAGUUCUGUACAGGAUCCUCACUGGGAACAGAAACAAUCUCUUCAGCAUAGACAAUCAGACCGGGCUGGUGACAAGAGGCCUCAGGGCACUGGACAGAGAAACCAGCAGCUCCCAUGUGCUGGAAGUGGUGGCCUACAACAGUGACGAGGGCAGCAUGAGGAGCUCUGUGAGGGUGAUCAUAUACGUGGACGAUGCCAAUGACGAGGUGCCAGUUUUUACCCAGCAACAAUACAACCGUCUGGGCCUUAGGGAGACUGCUGGCAUUGGCACCUCUGUGAUUGUGGUGCGUGCCACCGACCCUGACACUGGUGAUGGUGGAGCUGUUGCUUACGCUCUCGUGUCCGGCUCAGACCGCAAGUUUGAGGUGGAUGUGAGCACUGGCCUGGUAACCACCGUGGACUACCUGGACUACGAGACCAAGACCACCUAUUUGAUGAACGUCUCGGCCACUGACCAGGCGCCCCCUUUCCACCAAGGCUUCUGCACCGUCUAUGUCACGCUGCUUAAUGAGCUGGAUGAGGCCGUGGCCUUCUUCUCCGCCGGUUACGAGGCUUCUCUUCGUGAGAACAUCGCCACGGGGACCGAGGUAGUCCAGGUGCAGGCCCAGUCAGCCGACAACUUGAAUCAGUUGACUUACCGCUUCGACCCUGAUACGUCGCCUGCGGCUCUGGCCCUCUUCAAGAUAGACAGCAUCACGGGCCGCAUCACCGUGACAGGCCAGCUGGACAGAGAGAAGGGGGAUAUGUACACCUUGACUGUUGUAGCUGAUGAUGGAGGACCUAAAAAAGACUCCACUGUGAAAACUUAAUGGCAUUCCUCUUUUAUUCAUUGCAUCUCUCAUUGGAAGUGCAGAAGGUUUCAAUCACCAUUAUAGAUGAGAAUGACAACAGUCCAGAGUUUGACAUCACAUCAGACACUUCAGUGGACAUCCUAGAGAACAC
Messenger RNA from Anoplopoma fimbria (sablefish), 4422 nucleotides. Its product is annotated as cadherin-23-like. Gene Ontology annotation, molecular function: calcium ion binding. Gene Ontology annotation, biological process: homophilic cell-cell adhesion. Gene Ontology annotation, cellular component: plasma membrane; cell-cell junction. The record is from RefSeq and is a predicted model, not a curated record. NCBI's taxonomy places the organism in Eukaryota, Metazoa, Chordata, Actinopteri, Perciformes, Anoplopomatidae.